AUGACGUCCAAGGCAAUGUGGGAGGUAGAUCCCGAGACGCGAUCCAAGUUGGCCGCUCUACAAAAAGAACCGAAGAAUAGUGUUUGCUGCGACUGCAAUGCGCCGUCACCGCAGUGGGCGUCGCCCAAGUUUGGCGUCUUCAUCUGUCUCUCGUGCGCUGGCGUGCAUAGGGGUCUAGGUGUCCACAUCUCCUUUGUGCGCAGCAUAUCCAUGGAUGCCUUCAAGGCAAGUGAGAUCGAACGAAUGCGACUGGGCGGAAACGAAAACUGGAAAAAGUUCUUUGAGGAGCAUGAAGACACCCAGAUGACUGGGCUCUCGUGGGACGACGCCACCAUCGCAGAGAGAUAUAGCGGUGAGGUUGGCGAGGAAUACAAGGAGAGAUUGAGUUGCAAGGUCGAGGGCAAAGACUAUAUUCCUGGUGAGAAGAAGCCUGUUGCUCCUGCUGCGGCAUCUGCUCCUGCGAAGCAAGGGCCGCUGAGCGGAACAACAAGAAGCAGCAGCGGAAGCCGGACACAGAGCCGGACGCAGAGCCCUGGCCAAGGGCAGCAAGGCGGCAAGGUCAAGGUUGACGACAAGUACUUUGCUCGUCUUGGUGCAGACAAUGCCUCUCGAUCGGAAGAUUUGCCCCCUAGUCAAGGUGGCAAGUACGCUGGUUUCGGAAACACACCUAUGCCGGCCCAAUCGUCGUCGGGGCUGCCAAACUUUGACGACGUUCAGAAGGAUCCUCUAGCUGCCAUCACAAAAGGCUUUGGGUGGUUUACUUCAGCUGUGUCCAAGACGGCCAAGAACGUUAAUGAUGGCUAUAUCCAGCCUACUGCCAAGCAGUUCGCAGAAGGCGAUUUUGCCAAGCAGGCUCAACUGACGGCAGCGCAGUUUGCCAGACAGGCCCAGCAAGCAGGCAAGAAUGCCCAGGAGGGAUUCAACCGCUUUGUUGAGGGCACAGAGACCACGCGCCGCGAUGUGCCUAUCGAUGAGAGCAAGAAGGACUUUUGGGACAGCUUCUCCAGCCUGGCUGACCAGCACGAGCCCCAGAGCAACAGUUCUAUUGGAACUAGUGCCAUGGGCAAGGGCAAGACGAAUGGUCCAGCAGCAUCUGCUAAGUCACAGGGCAAGUCGGACGAGUGGGAUGACUGGUAA
Messenger RNA from [Torrubiella] hemipterigena, 1137 nucleotides. NCBI's taxonomy places the organism in Eukaryota, Fungi, Ascomycota, Sordariomycetes, Hypocreales, Clavicipitaceae. The record is from the annotation of a GenBank genome assembly.